AUGGCUGAUCCACCACUUGCUUCAGGAACCCCUCAGUCGCCMCGGCCMCCCCCGCCAAUAUCGCAGGGUCAGGCGCACAAGCUCUACCAGAAUCGCGCAACUAGCGCUCUAGCUAGACUAACGCAACCAUUUUUCACCGGAUCGCGUUCCCCGAGCCCAUCAGAUGUGUCGAACCGCGUGCCGGAAGAUGAUCACCAUGUCAGAUUGACGAGGUCAAAAUCCUUGCCUGGGUCAUCGCAAACAGUCACACAUCGUACCGGCCUAUCGAUCGCGUCGCUGGACAUUUCCCCGCAGAAAACGCAUGCCGUUAUCGCCGGCCGAGAAAUUUUCAAGACCAUCCGCGUAUCCCAAGACGGUUCUUCUGAAGAAUUCAACCUUCGCGAUGCGAUCAUCAAGACUUCGUCCAAGAAACAAGCUUUGACUGGCCUAGCGUCGAAAUUCAAGGAUCAAUUGGCCAUAAAGGAUGUGAAGUGGUCUCAUGGCGAUUUCGAUACAGUCAUUGCAACCGCCGCCGCCAAUGGCCGUAUCAUCACAUAUGACCUGCAGCGAGCAGGGCUGGAAUUGUCAAGGCUGAAUGGUCACAACCGUCAGGUCCACAAAUUAGCUUUCAAUCCGCAUCGUCCGGCUUGGCUGCUAUCGGGGAGUCAGGACAGCACAAUUCGUAUGUGGGACUUGAGAUCGGCUUCUCCUGCAGCUACUAUUCAGAGUAUAUCUCGCUAUAGUAGUAACAGCGACGCCGUCCGCGACAUUCGAUGGUCUACCGGGGAUGGCACGGUAUUCGCAACGGCAACGGAUAGCGGAGCAAUUCAAUGCUGGGAUUAUCGACAGACCAAGGCGCCGCAGCUGAAGAUCACAGCACAUGAAAAGCCAUGUUACGCUGUCGACUGGCAUCCAGAUGGGAAGCAUCUCGUGAGUGCCGGUACAGAUAGGCAGGUCAAAGUCUGGGAUUUCUCUUCGUCAGCCGAGCGUAGGCAGAAACCGACUUUCCAAUUUCGAGCUCCUCAACCAGUUGUGAAUGUGAGGUGGCGACCGCCUAGCCGGGUUUCUGAGUUCUCGGAUGAUAGAAAUUGGCAAUCGACGCAAGUUGUUACAUCUUACGAUAAAGAAGACCCUCGCGUUCAUCUAUGGGAUCUUCGUCGUCCACAUAUCCCUUACAGAGAAAUUGAUCGAUACGAGACGCCUGCUGCUGACCUACUUUGGAGAUCAAAUGACUUACUUUGGACCGUUGGCGAAGCAGGAGCGUUCACUCAAACGGACAUUCGCUUCGUUCCCGAAGUUGUCAGUCGACGACCAAUGUGCGCAGUCGCCUGGAGUCCUACUGGGGAGGUUGUUGCAACCAUUCAGAAGCGGCCACGGCGCCGGCCAUUGGCAUCCAAGAACCCCGAGUUCUUUGGCUUUGACGACGAAAAGGAUCGGAGUUUCGAAAGACACCAGAGUUUUACAGAUAGUAGUGCCAUAGACGAUCUGGUAACAGUGCAGCCGAAGCAACAACGGGGAAUGAUGUUGGGUAUAUCAAAGUCGCUGGGAAAUACGCCUCCAGACCCAGCAGACAGAAUUACCGUCAUGCCUCUUGGCGACUCUUUAUCAGGCGAGCUUCCGACACCGCAUCAGCUGGGUAUUGUCGGGCGAGUUGAAGGUGUCGCAUCUGAUGAGAUGGUCUUUCGCUAUCUAGCUGAGCAGUAUUCUGUAUUGAUGAAGGAUAAGGAAGCUACUCUACGUCCUAAAAAUCAAAUUCAAGCGGUUCUAUCAGAUCUAGACUGGAAUGCGGCACAAGCGGAAAUGGCUGGGCAACACAAGCUUGCUCAGACUUGGAGUAUCGUGAAAUAUACUGUUCUGCAAGAAAUCGACCUUCGAGCGGAAGAGAGAAGUCGAAGGCCUAAAGAGAAGACGAACCAGGGCCACAAAUCACCACAUGCGCGUUUCAGUGAUCGAACGCGUGUUCCUGACGGACCAAAGUCAGCCAAGCUAAAGUCUCAUCUUUUCAAAGGAGUCAUCGAGACAGAAGCCUACCGACGCGGGCCGCCGGAGAUUGAGAGUACAUCCAACAUGACCACUCCCCUUGCCCAGCCGCUUCCAGAUUCUCCUGCUGGUGUUGAUUUCUCUUCAGCCAUUCGUGGGGAUUCCGUGACAGACGAUCUCAUCGACAUACAACCUUUACCACCUUCCGUCAUGAGUUCACAUUACAGUGCCAGAAACCAGAUUGAUACUACAAGUGCACCGAGGAUGCAACGCCACAAAUCAGGAUCGAGCGAAUUCAUGCCAUUUUACUCGGGCAGCUUCAACUCAGAGCAAGCCCGGGAAGGCCAAUUUGAUAACAUCGAAGAUGACCAGAGGUCCGCACCUCGAGCUAUAGCUGGUCGUGCCGACUGGCAUCGACAUAGGCCAAGUGACGUUGCGGCGAAGGAAGGGUCCGGAGACGAGUAUGAGCAAAAGGUCGAAAGUAGAAAAGCCCUUCUACGUGAUUACAAAGCUCCCCCGAGGAAGGUUUUAAAUCUCGAAUCUCUUGCUCAUGAAGCAAAUCGCCCGACACGUCCCGCACCUUAUCUUCGACAUGACUCUACUGAAAGUUUUCCAAUGUUUUCAGCUUCGACGGACAGCUCGCAACGUACAAAGUCUGUUGAUAUCUCGUUAUCUCCACGAACCAGUGCGCUUGCUUCGUCAAGAAGGGAUAGUGUUGGCUGGGAUACAGAAGAGGAUGCCAUUCUAGAGGAAGAUGAGCCGGCAUCCUCUGAUGCUGCCAGUGUCAGUGUUCCUGAUUAUGGAUCAUACAAGGAUGAAAUCGUUCCCGAUAACGCGUCUCCUGACGAUCAUCAAAUCCAUCUUCAGCGCCCAUCCAGCCCUGCUCCAAUUCUAGCAGAGUCGGACAAAGAUGAAAGGAUUCAACAACAACAAAAGCAUGCCGAGAGCAGUACAGAGCACAACGAGGACUUUCAGUUCCCUCUUUCUCCCGAAUUAUCCGCAAGUAAGCCUUGGGGCGCACAAGUCAUUCUGAGAGAGGCAGUGCGACAUUACCAUAGUACAGGUCCUGUCGAUAUCCAGAUGGCGGCUCAUCUACUUCGGACAGUGCACUCGCUCUUCUAUGACUGCGAGACCAUCUUACCUUAUUAUGAAUGUGAGCAGGUCUUCAAAACGUAUAAUGAGCAACUCAUUCAACAUUCCAUGUACGUAGAAGCCGCCGAGCUUCGAAAUUUUUGUGUGCCAUUGUAUCCGUCGGUAUACGAGUAUGCGCAGACGGAUACACACAUCAAUGUCUAUUGCUAUACCUGCAAGAAGCCUUACGAGAAUCCCGUCAAAGAUAAUCGACGAUGCCACAGAUGCCGUACGCCGCAAAACUCUUGCCCUGUCUGCCUCAACUUGGAACCACCUUUGGAAUGGGUUGUACCCGAAGCUGAUGGAAGCAAUGACGAAAAUGUGGAGAGCCAAUCCCAAGAUUCCCUCCUUUCUGAUCAGACCGAACCUAUACCAGACCUGGAUAUAGAAGGCCAAACUCCUUUCCGUACUCCAGGUUCAGGCUUAUGGUCAUGGUGCCAAGGCUGCGGGCAUGGUGGUCAUCUAGCCUGCAUGAAGAAAUGGCUUGGUGACUUCGAAGCAAGUGAAGGCGGUUGCCCUACACCUGGCUGCGUGCACGACUGCGGACCCGGCCCACGACGACAAGAACACCGCGAAGUCGUGCAAACCGUAGCCUUCGGACGCAAAAUCACAUCAAACACAGCCAAGCGCGAUUCAUGGGCAACCGGCGAAAGCAGAGCAGUCGAGAAAGUCCGCGGGAUGCUGACAUUAGCGGCAGCACCGGCAUCGUCUGGUGAGAUUUCAUUAGGAGGCGGUGUGAGUAGCGGCGGUAGUACUGCACUUAAUACGUCGUCUGGUGGUGGUGGAACAAUGGGAUCAUCGAAGAGAGUUCGAUUGGUGACUCCAAUAGAGGAAGGGUUGCAUAAGGAUAUGGAUCCUUUGAUGCGUGACAAGGAGUCUACGUCGGAUCCUUUCCCGGGUUAG
This is a messenger RNA of Talaromyces amestolkiae, 3993 nucleotides long. RefSeq lists its product as uncharacterized. Bases 1 to 3993 code for a protein of 1330 amino acids. Gene Ontology annotation, biological process: positive regulation of TOR signaling. The transcript has 2 exons. NCBI's taxonomy places the organism in Eukaryota, Fungi, Ascomycota, Eurotiomycetes, Eurotiales, Trichocomaceae. Gene Ontology annotation, molecular function: protein binding. The record is from RefSeq and is a predicted model, not a curated record.